AUGCCUUCGCAGAGAAGAAAACGGAUCUCUACCAUGCCUAAUCUUGUCAAACCCAGAGCUGGACCUUCAUCUGCUCAGGGUUCUGCAUCAAAACCGCAGAGGCGAGCGUCUCAGGCUCCUGAUGGCAGUGCUUCACUUCAGAAAGAUUCCUCUCCAUCAGAAAAGAGUAGUGUUGAAAGCUCUUCAAAGUCUUCCAUGCUGCCCGAAAAGAAAACACCUGUGCCACAAGUGCCACAGUUUUCCCCCUUAAAAAAAUCAGUGAGCAAAGAGCAAACUGUAGGUGUAGCUGCUCAAAAAAAUGAUGAUACCUUGCAGAAGAAUUUACCUUCCCCACUCAAGGAGAGACCAACACAGGAAAGAUCAGGAACACAGGAGGAAAAGCUGCCUGUGAAACCUGUUCCCGAAAAAGAGAAACGAGCAUGUUCUGACCGUGAAAGGAUCCUCAAAGCUCGGAAGCUGAGAGAAAUGCUUAAAGAAGAGCUGAAGAAAGAGCGGAAACAGUUGAAACACAGGCCUCCAGUAAUUGAAGGACGUUCUCCACCAGAUCGUUCUAAAAUGACCAUGAGAGACCUGAUAUACUAUCUGCCAGAAAACAAUCCUAUGAAGUCUUCAUUGGUAGAAGAAAAGCGAACAGAAAAAAAUUCUGCACUGAGUCAAAUGAAAGAACAGGAAGAGAAAAGUACCCCUGAAGAUCAUGAAGAGGAAGAUGAAGACGAAGAAGCAGAGAAUGGGGAGGAGAGUCAGGACGGUCCACUUCUAGUCCCUCGUGUGAAAGUAGCAGAAGAUGGCUCAAUUAUUCUGGAUGAAGAAAGUUUAACUGUAGAAGUUCUAAGAACAAAAGGUCCAUGUGUUGUAGAAGAAAAUGAUCCCAUCUUUGAGCGUGGCUCUACAACUACGUAUUCUAGCUUCAGGAAAAGUUUUUACACAAAACCAUGGUCAAAUAAAG
Messenger RNA from Tauraco erythrolophus (red-crested turaco), 946 nucleotides. The record is from RefSeq and is a predicted model, not a curated record. NCBI's taxonomy places the organism in Eukaryota, Metazoa, Chordata, Aves, Musophagiformes, Musophagidae.